Messenger RNA from Phlebotomus papatasi, 844 nucleotides. Its product is annotated as RNA-binding protein 7. Gene Ontology annotation, molecular function: single-stranded RNA binding. The record is from RefSeq and is a predicted model, not a curated record. Gene Ontology annotation, biological process: regulation of alternative mRNA splicing, via spliceosome. NCBI's taxonomy places the organism in Eukaryota, Metazoa, Arthropoda, Insecta, Diptera, Psychodidae. Gene Ontology annotation, cellular component: nucleus. The transcript has 2 exons. Bases 95 to 724 code for a protein of 209 amino acids.
GCUGUGUGUUUUGUUGAAUGUUUGUUUCUGAAAAUUUGACAUCCAGUGAAUUCUCAAUUUUCUGCCCAAUUUACCUCAAUUUUCCGGUUCCAGGAUGAACGAUGAUCAAGCACGAACCCUGUUCUGUGGGAAUCUCUCUGACAAAGUUACAGAAGAACUGCUAUACGAAUUAUUCCUUCAGGCAGGACCCAUUGACGAAGUCAGGAUUCCUAAAUCUCGCAGUUUUGGCUUUGUUACCUACCGCCAUGAGGCUACCAUUGAAUAUGCCCUGAAUCUCUAUGCUGGGGUUCGAUUAUUUGGGCGGGAACUUAAGGUUUCCCUCAAAACUCAGACCCAGGACAGAGAUCAACCUGCAAAUAGUCUGAGUCAGGGCCCUAGACCCUUGGGAAAUCCCAUUGGGGCUCAUAUGAUGCCCCAAAUGCCACCACCUCCCCAGAAUCCAGCCACAAUGUUUGGCUGUGUUCUGGACAUGCAGCAAUUGCUGAAUUUCGGGAAGCAGCUCAAUGCUAACUUCCAGGGAAAUUUGAAUGCCUCCUCGUCGAGGGGCGACUACUACGGGGACAAUCGCUCGAGAGACUUUGUCAGCCGCGAUAAGCAUUAUAGAAAUCGCAAUAGCAACAAACCCUACGGAGAUCAGCAGCGUCAGCGACAUCUGGACAAAGACAGAAAUCACAAUCCUCAGCAUCCCAGCAGAAGCAACUAUCACGGCCGUCGACGUCGAUAGAUGCCAUUCUGCUCUAUUUUUUUCAGAAACGUACAAAUUUUCAUGUGUAAUUUUCUCCCAGAGAGCCAGAGAGAGAUAUCAUUCAAUAAAUAGCACUAUUUUUCGCUCCCUUUUUCCCCU